Bursaphelenchus xylophilus (pine wood nematode) is the source of this 1927-nucleotide messenger RNA. The record is from the annotation of a GenBank genome assembly. Lineage: Eukaryota; Metazoa; Nematoda; Chromadorea; Rhabditida; Aphelenchoididae.
AUGGUGGUUCUUUCCCAAAGUGCAGUUGUUCCUCAGUCAUCUCAGUCCAAAUUCUUCGGGUGUCUUGCUCAAUGUGGUAUCGAGGUAAGGGUUUUGCGAGCUUUCUUCAUUUUUAUAUUGCUUUAGUUCGGACAUGAAAAGACUGAAACCUUGGUGUCUGGAGUGAAUUCGACGAGCCUUGUGGUAGAAGAAGCUGAUUUAGAAAAGGUAGGAGGUUUAAGACAUGAGAAUUCUGGCUUUUAUUUUUUUUAUUAACGUUCUUUUGUCUUUUUCUGUCUAAUUGUCCAGUAUAAUAUAAAUUUUUAUUUUUUAGUGCAUGAAAAUCUGUCGGACAGCUGGAGAAUCGCCGAAGAACGAAUCCGGAUUUGCUUAUGAUUCUCGAGACGGCUUCGAUGAUAUUGAAUUGACCUGUGUCAACAAAUUAACUCUAUUUCCGCCAAGAGUUCAGGCCAAGUUUGAUUUGCAAAGCCAUGAAUCAAGCCUUCUCCGUGUGAUUGAGGUGUGGAGGACAUUUGCUUUCAAAGACGGUCACCUCAACAAUAGUCUGGUCUCUCGGAAAUACGUAAGAUUUUUUAUAUUAUACUUGACAUUUUUUGGUCGAUUAAAAAUGUUCCGAAAAUUAUUUUCAGACCUUUUCUUCGCGAUUUGAAGUCGAUUACGAGUACAGUAAUGUCCAGGAAAAGGAGUUUUUGACCGUCAGAGCCUUCUCUUUUGAUCAAAAUGGGUUGGCCCGGAGACCUCAAUGUUCUGGGGAAAUAACCCCCGAAAGUCUGUUCAAUAGUCGAAGAGAUGUCCUCCAAUUGAAACUGGUCGAUUUUUCGGCCAACAAGAGUGUUGCCUUGAUUGAAUGGAAUGGAUAUGACAGCAGAUAUCCAGCAGAAUGCGAGCAUUUUGUCAGCUGGAGCAGUGGGAGCGAAUCGAUGAUAGAAAUGAUUGAAUUUGUAAGGUUCUUUCUGCUUUUCAUGCCUAAUAUAGGGUUCAAUGGAAGAUAAAAUACGUCUAGGCUUCGUUGAAUGCUGUGUUUGAUCAGUUUUGAUCUUAUUUUAGCUUAAACGGACCUUGUUUCAGGAUUCCUCUCAUCGAUUCGCAGUCCCUCUACGGUCUGAUCCCAAGACUCGCACUCAUGUCAUAACGGUAUAUUCCAAGUCCGAAUCUGCAUUCUCCGACCGUCGUCAGUCCGUUUUGAAUAUUGAUUUGGACAACAAUCAUCUGGUGAAGGCGGCUUCUUCUAGACGAGGAGUACCUUUCAAUUGGGAGAUUCUGAUCGUAAUUGGGGUAGCGAUUGUGAUCAGCAUCAUCUUUCUUUGUGUUUUGUCAAAGAUGAGGGAAGAGCAAAGAAUUCAGAGGGAGAAAAUGGAAAAAAGAAAAAUCCCGCCGAUCCAUAAUGUUUAUGAGAAGGAUUCUGAUGUAAUCGCGGAGAUGUUGACGCCCAUUCGGCAUAAGGAUGUAAGUUCGAGGCGGUUUGUGAGAUUUGAUGAGAUGAGUAUUGAGAAUUUUUUUAUUUUUGCCCAUGUCUUCAUGAAUAAUAUAAAAAUUUUAAAUGUAAUGGCCGAAAUGUUUAACCAAUAAUUUCUUUAACGUUGUUUAUAACGUUCAGUUGUUUUUUGCCAUUUGAGAUACUCUUAAUAUUAUUUAUGGUCUUCCACAUGGAUAAUAUAAAAUUUCUCCCAAAUUUUUGUAUUCACUCCAAAUUCCUUCCUGAUCACUUUUAUUGAUAGGUGGUAUCAUAUUUCAUAAAUUACAUUCAUAUUUACUUUUUCAGCGGCUCAAUUAUCACUACGAUAACACCGUGGAUUCCCCCAUCCUGCCCGAUUUCUCCGAGGCCUCCUCCCCUUCGCUCCCUUUCCAAACCAGAAUCCUCCCAUUCCAAAUGGAUGCCACCAAUCUGACCUGGACCAAGUCCGCGCCCUGCCAAUUCCAAGUCUGA